GGAGAUGCCAUCCUGGUGACGGAGGACGAAGGCGGAGGGCCCCGGGUGGCGUCCGAAGUGUGCCCCCCGCCGAUACAGCCCUGGCUGCUGGGCACCCUGGUGGCCCUCCUGCUGGCCCUCCUGGCCCUCCUGCGUGCCUUGCAGCUCAGCACCCUGUGGCUGGACCCGGCUGAGCUCUACGUGCUGCGGGACUGCGGCUCCGAGGCUGAGCGAGGGGCCUCCAAGGCGCUGGAGCCCGUGCGCCACCGGGGCCCUUUCGUCCUGUGCUCCCUGCUGCUGGUGAGCGCCUUGGCUCAAGCUGCCGUUGCCGUGCUUUUCUACCGGGCCGUGGGGGCUCUGGCCCCGGCCAUCCUCAGCGUGGCUGCCUUGUCCUUCCUGCUGGCAGAGGUGCUGCCGUUCGCCAUCAGUUCCCGCUGGGGUCUGUGGCUGGCGCCGCGGGGCCUGUGGCUGACCCAGUUCUUCAUGCUGCUGACCUUCCCCGUCUCGCUGCCGCUGAGCCGGGUGCUGGAGCUGGCCCUGCGGCAUGAGAGCAGCACUUACCUUUUGCGGGAGAAGAUCCUGGACAUGGUGCGCAACAGUGACCCUUACAACGAGUUUGUACGGGAGGAGUUCAGCAAGGGGGCCCUGCGGAACAAGACGGUGGAGGACGUCCUGACACCGCUGGAUGAGUGCUUCAUGCUGAACGCCGAUGCCGUGCUGGACUUCAACAACAUGUCCACCAUCAUGCAGAGUGGCUACACCCGCAUCCCGGUGUAUGAGGAUGAGCGGACCAACUUGGUGGAUAUGCUGUAUGUCAAGGACUUGGCCUUGGUGGACCCAGAUGACUGCACCCCUCUGAGCACCAUCAUCAAGUUCUACAAUCACCCGCUGCACUUUGUGUUCAAUGACACCAAGCUGGAUGCUGUGUUGGAGGAGUUCAAGAAAGGGAAAUCCCACAUGGCUAUUGUGCAGAAGGUGAACAACGAAGGGGAAGGGGACCCAUUCUACGAAGUCAUGGGAUUGGUGACCCUAGAGGACGUAAUAGAAGAGAUCAUCAAGUCAGAGAUCAUGGAUGAAUCAGACGACUACAGGGACAACCGGUUGAAGAAGAAGCCCCCUCCCCUGGGAAUGCUGAUGGACCACCGGAAAGAAGAUUUCUCCUUGUUCAAAGUUUCUGACAACGAGUACAAAGUAAAAAUCUCCCCUCAGCUACUCCUGGCUACCCAGCGCUUCUUAUCUCGAGAGGUGGAUCUCUUCAGCCCAGGCCGAAUCUCGGAGAAGGUCCUGUUGCAUCUCCUGCAGCACCCCAGCGUCAACCAAGAAGUGAAGUUUGAUGACUGCAACCGCUUGGCCGCUGAACAUUACUUGUAUCAACGCAACCAACCGGUCAAUUACUUUGUGCUCAUCCUGCAGGGCAGGGUGGAAGUCGAGAUUGGGAAGGAAGGACUGAAGUUUGAAAACGGCGCCUUCACCUAUUAUGGGGUCUCUGCACUUACCGCUCCCUCCUCAGUCCACCAGUCCCCCGUGUCCACUCUACGCAUGAAUCGUCGUGAACAGCAGGUUGACGGCACAGAGCCCACCAAUUAUUCAGCGUAUUGCCCUGACUACACCGUUCGAGCCCUCACCGAUCUGCAGUUCAUCAAG
This is a messenger RNA of Thamnophis sirtalis, 1623 nucleotides long. Lineage: Eukaryota; Metazoa; Chordata; Lepidosauria; Squamata; Natricidae. The record is from RefSeq and is a predicted model, not a curated record.